Aspergillus steynii IBT 23096 is the source of this 1024-nucleotide messenger RNA. RefSeq names its product mitochondrial 37S ribosomal protein uS11m. Gene Ontology annotation, cellular component: ribosome. Gene Ontology annotation, molecular function: structural constituent of ribosome. Gene Ontology annotation, biological process: translation. The transcript has a single exon. The record is from RefSeq and is a predicted model, not a curated record. The coding region runs from base 106 to 804 and encodes 232 amino acids. Lineage: Eukaryota; Fungi; Ascomycota; Eurotiomycetes; Eurotiales; Aspergillaceae.
UCCUUGACUACGGCCACGUUGGUGCGGUGGCUGGUUUUCAUUAUUUGUCUAUUAUCCUGUUCCCGUCCCUUCCGUCCUAUCUCGGUACCACCGACACCCGCCAGAAUGAACCCGACCUUCGUGAACACGGUGACGAGGUCAAUGGCCCGGCCCUGCCAGCUUCAAGGCUCUCUGGUUCGAUCCGUGAGACCUUUCUCGACGACUCAGAAGACCUUUUCGGACGCCCGAGACAGAACCCGCCAGAUGGAGCGACAGAUCCUGAACAUAUCCUCGGAGUCGGGCGCCGCGGCAAAUGAUAACUCGCCACUGAACGCGAUCACUCGAAUGAUGGAGCAAGAGAAAAUCCGUACCAACCAGAGCGUCACUCGCGACUACUCCCGGAUGGCCGAGGUCUUGGAGGCCGACCUGAUCAAACAACCGUAUUCCGACCGGGCUCCUCCGCACCAUCUCCAUGUCUUUUCGCAUAGGCACAACACUAUCCUGACCCUGACCCGUCCGAACGGCAAUCCGAUCCUAUCGAUGGGCUGUGGUAAUCUGGGCUUCCGCAAGGCCCAGCGUGGAGGAUACGACUCGGCAUAUCAAUUGACUGCCCACGUGUUCGGUCAGAUGCAGGAGCGAGGCCUACUACCCAGCAUCAAGCGAUUGGAGAUCAUCUUCCGCGGAUUCCAGCAGGGGCGCGAGGCUUUUACGAAGGUUUUGCUGGGUAACGAGGGGAGGAAUGUGCGAGGGCUGGUGAGCGGCGUGUCGGACGCGACUCGCCUCAAGUUCGGUGGUACCCGAAGCCAGCGGGUUCGCCGGCUGUAGAUGCGACGGACAGGGGACAGAUUCUGUGUUGAUAGAGUGCUUGGGAGACAAGGGCACGAUAAUUCUGAUACCCGGUCGAAGUCGGGUUGUGUUUUGUUCAUGAUGUUUGUAUUAUACUAGCCAAUGGGAAACCCGGGACAAAUCGACGGGUAUUUGAUAAGAUCCAUGGAGGAUUGGAGCAUUGCACUCUAUCUAUUCCAAGUCUAUAUACCGUAUUCUG